Astyanax mexicanus (Mexican tetra) is the source of this 2455-nucleotide messenger RNA. Its product is annotated as nuclear factor 7, ovary-like. Gene Ontology annotation, molecular function: zinc ion binding; protein binding. The record is from RefSeq and is a predicted model, not a curated record. The transcript has 6 exons. NCBI's taxonomy places the organism in Eukaryota, Metazoa, Chordata, Actinopteri, Characiformes, Acestrorhamphidae. The coding region runs from base 177 to 1616 and encodes 479 amino acids.
UCUCGCUCAGCUGUAGCAGUAACUAGAGCACGUCUAGAGAUCUGCUCUCAUUUUACAGGUAAUUCAAGAUUUGAAUCGUGUUAUUUUAUCUAAAACUUUCUCUAACUGAAAGACCUUCAGUUUCUUUCAGUUUAAUUUCAGUUGAGGUUUUCAUUGGACGAAAGUUGUGAUCUUCAAUGGCGGCGGCGCUCGUCCCCCUUCACCAGGACCUCUCCUGCCCUAUUUGCUUGGAAAUUUUUAGCGAUCCGGUGAUGCUGACCUGUGGGCACAGUUUCUGCAGGACGUGUCUACAGAAGAGCUGGACUCAGAAUCCUGAAAGAGAGUGUCCCGUAUGCAGAAGACGCUCAUCAAGAGAAAAUCCUCCAGCUGAUCUGACUCUGAGGAACACCUGUGAAUCUUAUCUACAGCAGCAGAAGAAAGAGGAAGGUUCUAGAUCACAGGGUGCUCUGUGUUCUCUGCACUUUGAGAAGCUUAAUCUGUUCUGUGUGGACGACGAGAAGCUGGUCUGUGGUCAGUGUGUAACUCAAGACCAUCAGAACCACAGUUUUUGCUCCAUCAGCAAAGCUGCCCACUCCCACCAGCUUCACAAGGAAACACUUCACACCCAGCUAGAAAAUUUGGAGGAGAAACUUAAAAAUGUCAAAAAUGUCAAAGAUAUCAGUGAUGCGGUGGCUGCACACAUUAAGACUCAGUUCCAACAGACAGAGAGAAAGAUAAGAGAAGAGUUUGAAAAGUUCUACCAGUUCCUCAGGAAAGAGGAGGAGGUCAGAAUCAGUGAUCUAAGAAAGGAAGAGGAGAAAAAGAGCCAGAAGAUGAAGAAGAACAUUGAAGAUCUGGACAAACAGAUGAAGGAGAUAAGUUCUAGGAUCAAAGAAUUACAAGAUAAGCAAAAGGACGAUACCAUGUUUCUGCAGGAUUUCAGGAAAACAAGUCAAAGAGCUCAGUACACCAUGCCGGAUCCAAAACCUGACUCAGAAGCUUUGAUUGAUGUGGCCAAACAUCUGGGGAACCUGAGCUUUAAUGUGUGGAAGAAGAUGAAGGGCCUCUGUACAUACUAUCCGGUGGUUUUGGAUCCGAACACUGUAAACUCCUCCCUCAGUAUCUCAGCAGAUCUGAGCAGUGUUUCUCUCUCUACUGAAAACCCCCAACUUCCAGAUAAUCCAGAGAGGAUGAGCGUUUAUGAAGUGGCUCUGGGUUCUGAAGGGUUCUCCAAAGGAACCCACAGCUGGGUGGUGGAUGUUGGAGACAGUGAGGACUGGAUUAUAGGCGUGGCUGAAGAGUCCGUCAGCAGAAAGGAACGCUGCACAGCGGUUCCAGAGAACGGGUUCUUCUGUAUAUGGAGGUGGGGCAGUGAAUUCGCUGCUGCAACUUCUGAAAAUCUGAGUGAGAUGAUUAUGGGAACAUCAGCUCCAAGGCUGAUUCGCGUGACACUAUUUUGGAAGAAAGGUUGGGUGACUUUCUCCAACGCUGAGAAUAAAACGAUGUCCUACACCUUCAGACACACAUUUACAAAGAAAAUGUAUCCGUACUUCUACAACAACAGCAACAAUCCGCUGAAAAUCCUGUCCAUUCCCAUCGCAGUCAAAGUCAAACCCAAACGACACUCAACCAAUUAGCCAAUCAUAUCUCUGUAAGAUCGUGGAGCAGUUGUGAUAUCAGAUGUGAAAGAGCUAUAAAACGUAUAAUAAAAUGUAAAGACUAAACCAAUGUUACCUGUUGCUGUAGCUGCAUGUGGACAGACACUUUUUUGCUUUUUGUUUGCAAAUAAUAAUGUUGAUCAUUGAUAAAGAUUUUUAAAUGUCAAAAUGUAAAAUACCAAUGUCUGUCUUACAUUCCAUCUUUAGAGAUUAUUAUUCUGAAAUGUAGACUUUCACUGAUUUUGCGACAUCACUAGUGAUAGCAGGAGUUCUACUGAGUGUGUUGGCUAACUGUCUGUGUAAUUUGUGAGAAAAUGGGUUAAAAAUGUAAUGAAAUGUAGACUUUUCAUUUAAUUAUAAAAUGAAUAAUUAAUUACUAAUAAACAAAAAAAAUGAAACCACUGGAAACCUAAACAAAAUCUAUGAUUUAGUUGUUGUUUUUUUUUUGUAAAUAUGGAAAGCAAAUAUGAAAUACAAUUUAAUAAACAUGACAAUUGUAUAAAUAAGCAUAUUAAUGGUUUUAAUGUAUUAAUCAUUUGACGUAUUCAUUUUUUGGUGUUUAAAACAUAUAUCUUCAGUAAUUAUUGGAUUAAAUAUACAUUAUUAAUCAGGGGCUUUUGAUAAGAUAAUAUUGGACACUUGUAAAUAUGCAGGCAAGAUAUUCUUUUUUUGUUUGUUUUAAUUAGACUAUGAAAUAUACAUGCAUAUAUAGAACUGUUUUCUGUUUUCCUUGACCUUGAUUUUGAAUUAUAGUUAGACUUUUAGCUUUUAGUUUUUAUUCUCUAUCAUCAUUUUAAACAGCCUGUAUUUUUCCACUU